AGAGACUUCAUUGAUACGAGGACGUUGAUUCGUUCCCUAGUCGAUACCCGAUUACCUGUCUCCCCGAGGUACCUUGAGAGCUCUGUCUUCAUACUCGGGCUGAGCGUAGCCGUUCGAGCUGAUUUCGAUUAAGGAGAAAGGGAAAAUUCACUACUUUUGUUUGUUUGAUUGCUUGUUAUUUGCAGGGUUUAGUUUUAGUAGUGAAGAAGAAUUGAAGCGAAAUCGAGAUGGAGACGGCCGCCUCUUCAUCUUCAGUGAUAACACCGGAGGAUGUUUUGGAGUCUUUAAUGAAUGAUGGUACCAUCGACGCUCUCAGAUUGAAGAUCAUCAAUCAGCUCAAAGCCAAUGAAGAGCUGAAAAAUACUACCAUUAAAAUGGCUGAACAGAGUAAGGUUUUGAAUACCCCUGGGGCAGAGAAACAGACCAAAAGAGAGCUGUUUGACGCGCUUCGCCAGGAACUUGAAGCUCCUGUGCUUGAGAAAGCAUCUAAAUCAGUGUGGGAGUUGAUUCUAGACAGCAAUGGGCUAGGGAAGGAAAUUAGUGAAACUGUUGAGAGAGUAUUUUGUCGACUAAGUGGUCAGGAACCUCCACUGUUUCCUUUACAAAAUGGUGAAGCCCUGCCAAUUACGGAGAAUGAGAACAAGAGCACGGGAGGAGAAGAAAAAGAAGAGGAAAUCCGAACUGAAAAGGUAAAAUCAGAUUCUAAAUCAAAGAAGAGGAGUUUCAAUGAGAUAAACGCAGGAGGUCUAAAUGAAGUUACAAACCAGACGCCGAAUGAAGUUUCAGGGAAAUCUAAUGAUACUUCUGCUGUGCUGGAAGGGUCUAGUAAAUCACCUCCACCAAUUCCAAAGACUUGAGAUAGAAUUCACUUAUGCUAGCAUCAUAGCAUGGGGAUUCUCUCACCAAAUUUUGAAUACCUCACGAGCCACCACUUUUUUUUUGUAUGUGUUUUUCUCCGCAUUGACAGAGUCAAAACCUGCGCCAUUUGGAUCUGCCAGAACGUAUGAGGAUGUGAAUGUUAAAGUCUGAAAUAUUAUUCUGCAUGCACGAUAUGUUGUGUGCUAAAAGUUCAGUUGGCAGUUUGUAUGCAGGAGUUUUGUAGUAUUGGAUUGUCAUGACUCUAUUUUGUGUAUGUUGCCGAGUUUUCUGUUGCUGCAAUUCUCUGCGCUAUCCUUGGUUACUAUGGAUCUAUGUACUGAAUCCUUUCUUAUAUCUCAAUCUCUUAGAAUCUACAAUGUUGAAACAGAAAAUACAUGCGGAACUUUCUGUUGUCGUCUCUUCCAUUUGAAUAAUGAAAUGUAAGUUAGCUUCUGAAUGUA
Tripterygium wilfordii is the source of this 1319-nucleotide messenger RNA. RefSeq lists its product as uncharacterized. The transcript has 4 exons. Lineage: Eukaryota; Viridiplantae; Streptophyta; Magnoliopsida; Celastrales; Celastraceae. The coding region runs from base 228 to 857 and encodes 209 amino acids. The record is from RefSeq and is a predicted model, not a curated record.